Camelina sativa (false flax) is the source of this 1417-nucleotide messenger RNA. RefSeq lists its product as uncharacterized. The record is from RefSeq and is a predicted model, not a curated record. Lineage: Eukaryota; Viridiplantae; Streptophyta; Magnoliopsida; Brassicales; Brassicaceae.
AGAAAUAGAGCAUAAAGAUGCAAGGAGCUUCUUAUAUUCAUCAACUCUCAGGGGAACCUAUCUUUUGCUCGAGAUGUAGCUGUGGGAAUUUGAUGGAUGAAGUGUUACAGUUUCAAGGAGAUGGAAGUGGAGCUAGUGUAGGAAAUGGUGUUGAUCAUGCUUCACUCAUAAUCACUGAUGAUUUGAAAGUGGAAGUUACCUCUGUUGAGUUAACACUUACUGCUCUUAAAGAUAUUGGCUAUGCAUAUUGCGAUAAGUUGGUUGAGAGGAUUCACGACUUCAAUUUCCAAGAGGUAGCUACUUUGCUGGAGUGUUUAUUCACAUCGGAUACGCCACUGACCGAUACAUUUCUGAAUAAGAAAAGCUCAUAUGGUAUGAAGAGGAUUCAUAAAAUGCUGAUUGCUGCCAUCCAUGAAGAUAGAGGGGAAUCAAAAGCAGAUCAAAUGAUUACACUAAAUGCAUAUGUUAGGAAGAAGGAAGGGAACAUUCUGUUUGUUGAAUGUGGCGAAGACUUUGUUGAUCUUCUCUUCACCUUUCUUGCUAUACCUCUCGAAUCUGUAUGGGGAGUAGCCAGCAAUGGAACCAUUCUUGGAUGCAUUGGUAACUUGUGCAGAAGCUUUAAGGAGUUGAGUGUUGUUGAUUCAGGAAGAGAAGCUAAAUGUGUACUUCCUCAUUACUACAAGUGUCAGAAGCAGCUGCUCGAUGUUGUCACUACACAUAAGCCACCAACUUACUACAGUUAUGUUUCCUUUUCUGUGGAUCAUUUUAGAGAGUAUAGUCUGUCUGAAAACUCUGAUAAGCCAGUUGUUUAUGAGUGGGAAAAACUCGUGCCCGUGAUUUCGAUGGAUCCAAAAUGUGAAGGUGAUAGUAACACUACUGAUGAGUCAACAACACCUAGUGGUGGAUUUAUGAAGAGAGGGACAAAAUUUAUGGUAACUGAUGAUUUGAUCAUCACACCUUCGAAUUCAACCUCAACCAUUGGAUUUCUAAAAGAAAAACAGGUCCUAUUAGACUCUGUAGAGGUUCAAGAUAUCAUCAUUAGAAAAGAAGAGGCCAUUAGGUUAUUAGAAGCUUCAUUAGUGACAUUCUCUGCCUUGACCACUAGUCUUCUAGCCAUGGAAUCAGCUUCCACAAGUGUACCUCAAAGCCGACUUUUCAAGAAGCCAAAGAUUGAGACUUGAGGAGCAUCUUCAUUUCAACCCGAAACCUGAGUUCUUGCUAAAUUUGAAUGCUAGAGAGUAUUUUGAUAACUCAGAUUUUUUAUUAGUUUCUUGGACAUCUACUUUGUUUAAUCUUUUCAUUUUAGCUACUUCUCCUUUGCUUUUUAUUCGUGAGACAUUGAACUUUAGGAUAUUGAACUAGUUUCUUGCAAAUAUAAGCAAGUUUAAAUAAAUUUUAUAAACCGAUUUGUUUCUCU